AUGGAUAUUUGGAAAUGGGUCUGUGGCCCUUCCGCCUCGUCGGCAUGCAUCUGGCACCUAUUUCUCUAUGAAUGGAAAUCCAGCCACAUAUCAUUCCAUGCAGGCAGGUCUGGCAACCCAACCAGAUCAUCAACUGCCCCCAGGAGACAAUUGACUCAGCGCACCACUCAACCCAUCAAGUACUUGGUGGUCAUCCACCCUGAGCUGGGGUACAGAACAGUUACGACAGACUUUGAUCGGCUGUUUCGUGAACUCUGGUGCCCUGUGUCUCAAAAGAUUGGCUCCUUUUUAUGCCAGGCUGAGUCCCUGGGACUCUUAUUCAAGUUUGAAGUUGCAGCAUGCUCAGAUGAAUUCGCAGGACCUAUUUUCAAUACUCAGUUGACCAACCAUUUGGAUAGCAAGGGUCAGCGAUCAGCAUUGGGUGCUAAACUCAGCUCAUCCUGGAAGUCCACUGAAGAUGUCACUCACAAAGACUUGGCUGCAAAUGCUGACAAACUCCCCAUCCCAUCACCUCAUCAUGAUCACCGCAUAGUGUUUGUUGUUCCUCUAGAGUUUAUUGUUACUGGCCCUCUCAAUGGACAGGGGUUGCACCUGUGUCUUGUGCCUCGGCUCUGGAACAAGAACUUUCACCCAGAUAUACAUGAAGAGAACACGGAAUUUAUAUGUUCUGAUGGGUGCUCUGAGCAAUCAUUGGCAGAUUCUGAUAUGGAUUUUGAUGUUCCUGAUUUUGUGCCAUCGACAUCAGCAGAUACUACCAAUGUUGGGGCAUCUCUCUUCCUAGCAGGACCAGUGUCUCCUGUUUAUAGGAUGGUGCCCUUAUUGCCUCUAUGUACUGCCACCAGUACUAUCGUGCAUCCCCCUGUUGCUUCACAACCUCAUCAACAAUCUCCUACUGCUGCUGUUGCUGCUUGGAGAGGGAGAAUAGCAGCUGCACAAACGACCAUGCAGUUCCUCCUAAGUGAUGAUCCAACCACCAGUCUUCUUGUGUGGCCACCCCCUCUAGUCACUGAUGCUGUGACAGGCCAGUUAGAACUAUCCAUAGCACCUGCAAUGGACUUGUAUUCCAUGAUUCUGGAAGUCGAUGCUUCUGCACAGAUUACACAGCUGAGGUGUCUUCCUGUGAAUGCACAAGCUGAGCUUACCCACUGGUUACAAUGUCAGGUGUUCUUUGGCAACCAGUUCACUCGUGGAACACCUGACCACAUUGUAUAUUCAUCAAUGUGUCAGGCAUUCGACUGCCUAAUUGACGAUCACUUGACACUAUGUGAGCAUAUCCUCACUGAAGAUUUGUCUAGUAUGAUUCUUGAGGGAAUGUUUGGUGGCCAUAUUCUUUCCUCACCAGAGCAGGUUAUCCGCCUUCUUGUCAUCAAUGUUACCCCAAAGCACUACCUCCAUGGACUCGACUCUUUCUCCGGUGUGUCACUGGUAUUGAAUUUCCAGGCACAGUGGAACCAUCAGUGGGGUGAACAUGUAGGAAUCCACAUCCACACAUGCUUCUAUGCAGUGGAUGUGCUGUUGAACGAGACAUCUAUGCUCAUUGUGAACCAAGAAAUUCUGAUGGACACAUCAAUUUCCACCGACUUUGAUAGGUGGAUUCACUCCUGUAUCAGUGGCAAUGCCUUCAAUCACUACAAUACAUCUGCACACUACUAA
Suillus subalutaceus is the source of this 1653-nucleotide messenger RNA. RefSeq lists its product as uncharacterized. The record is from RefSeq and is a predicted model, not a curated record. Lineage: Eukaryota; Fungi; Basidiomycota; Agaricomycetes; Boletales; Suillaceae. Bases 1 to 1653 code for a protein of 550 amino acids. The transcript is spliced from 16 exons.